AUGGCAUCCCGCUACUAUUCAUCCCGGGUUUCAAGUGAGUCACCCGAUUGAUUAACCUUUUUUUCAAUUUCCCCAUUCCUCAGAGUCUCGUAAUUAUGAGAAUUGGUCGUCGAAAAUGGCCACUGCUGAUGCCGUCGACUUUGCCUCGGCUGUUGCGACACAGACAAACAAUGGAUCACUGGGACCCGGCAUUGGUCAAUCCUCUUGCCGCUCAGCGUCCAGUAUUACUCAUUGACAACGCCGGCGUUGGCCGAUCCGAGGGCGACGUUCCCGAUACCUUUGCCGGUUGGGCGGCGCAUUACAGCGCUGUGACCAAACAAAUCCUUGGCCAAGCCAGCAAGGUUGACGUAUUAGGCUAUUCCAUGGGCGGCUGCGUUGCGCAGCUCAUGGCUCUGAAUGCGCCGGAGCAGGUACGGCGAUUGGUGCUCUGCGGGACGAUUCCCAGCUCCGGAGACGGCGUUAAACCCUCGCCCGAUGGCAAGGCGUUCAAGCGCAUGAAGGCGGCCAGGACUGUAGAGGAGGAACAGCAAGCUUUCGAGGAAGGCUCCUUUGUGCAGCGCUCUGAGCGUAGUCGAGAGGCGGGUAAGCAAGCAUGGAAGCGUAUCGCCAACGGUAGAAGCGACUCCGGAGAGGUGAGAUGCGAACCAGUGCCUCCGGGGCCAGCUCAUAAGCAGGCGCUUGCGUUUGUCAGGUUUAUGGAUAAGAAAAACGCUUCCGAUGGGAGUUAUGACCGGCUCGGCCAGCUGCGUCUGCCGGUGCUAAUCGCCAAUGGUUGCGAGGACUUGCUGCUACCUACCGACAACAGCAUCCUGAUAUGGAAGAUGCUUAGCUUCGCGGAUGCACGGCUGCAUUUGUUUCCGGAUUCAGGACAUGGGUUUCUGUACCAAUACGCCGACGAGCUUGCGAAGCUUGUAAAUGACUUUCUUGGCAGCAGCAGCUCGAGUCGCGGCAGUCGGCUUUGAGCGCUCCGGAACGUCCAAGGCAUGAGUGAUACUAGUGUCGAUGCCUGUCUCGUACCUUAGUGAGCAUGCAAGUCGCGUCUGUCGACAACGACGCGACGCCAGUUGUUUUCCUCAUUGGUCUUUCUUUGCUUUUGGGUCGCUGCAAGCCCCGCCGCGAUCAGCUAGGUCGUCAUGUAACGAGAAAAAUGAUGACCCAGGGGCAGGUAGAUGAAUGGUAACAUUUUGGUUUUGAACAAUACACUUCGUACCG
Trichoderma harzianum CBS 226.95 is the source of this 1212-nucleotide messenger RNA. RefSeq lists its product as hypothetical. The transcript has 2 exons. The coding region runs from base 171 to 962 and encodes 263 amino acids. The record is from RefSeq and is a predicted model, not a curated record. NCBI's taxonomy places the organism in Eukaryota, Fungi, Ascomycota, Sordariomycetes, Hypocreales, Hypocreaceae.